AUGGUUGUCAUCAACAUUGCAUACAGCGCCCCUGUUAACCCAACAAGCGCCUCUCCUGUCCUGACAGAAGCCCAGGUAUGGAAGGGCCUCCAGCGCAAAGUCCGCAAAGCACACGAAUUCGUUGCGCCCAUUCUGGACUGCGAAGUUAUCAACGAAGAAGAGACCGAAACAGGAACAAAGGUGACGCGCCAAGUCACCUUCGACAAGGAUGCACGCGGCGAUGCCGAUGCUGUUGUGAAGGAGAUAGUCUAUGAAUUUGCCCCAACUCGUGUCGACUUUCAUCAGCCAGACGGGAGUAAGAUCUUCAACAUUGUCAGUGUUGAUGAGCAUGGCAACUUACUCAUGACUUAUGCUUUUGAAUGGCGACACCCGGAGCUGGAGGCAGAGAGUGAGAAGAUUAAGGAACAAAGGCAGAAGUAUUCAACGAUGGCAAAGGCAGCCGUUCAUGGUUCGAUUGAUACCAUCAGGCGAUUGGUACAGGACGGCGAAAUUUGA
Messenger RNA from Fusarium poae, 495 nucleotides. RefSeq lists its product as uncharacterized. NCBI's taxonomy places the organism in Eukaryota, Fungi, Ascomycota, Sordariomycetes, Hypocreales, Nectriaceae. The record is from RefSeq and is a predicted model, not a curated record. The coding region runs from base 1 to 495 and encodes 164 amino acids. The transcript has 2 exons.